This is a messenger RNA of Paramuricea clavata, 8234 nucleotides long. Lineage: Eukaryota; Metazoa; Cnidaria; Anthozoa; Malacalcyonacea; Plexauridae. The record is from the annotation of a GenBank genome assembly.
UGCAAUUGUUACGAAAGUGUCUCGUAUGCAUGAAUAAUUGCGGUAUACAAAACCCAGCAUGCGAUUUCAUUUAGUCCGUGUGAAGGAACAACAUUGAAAGUACAAGUUGUGGCUUGUUUUUUUUUUGAGCUGCUAAAAUAAUUGUUAUUGGACGGUUUUCAACACAGAGACACCCGAGAAAUGGCCUGACAAUCGGUAAGUGUAAUUUGAUUCUAUGCCAUACGUGAUGUGAAGCGAUAUAAACAUUUAAAACUUGUGACGGCUUCCUUGAUGUUUUAAACGCUGUACUACACUAAAUAUUUUACGAUGGAUGAAAGUUAUGACUUAGAAGAUGUUGCCAAUGCUAACGGUACGCUAUGAAGUUUAUUAGAUAGUUUAUAAACGUUUUAUUUAUCUACGGUGUUCAAAUAUACUUCGACGUGUAGAAAUGAUGGCUUAUAGUUGUAUAGUUAUUGACAUAUGUCUCUGACGUUGUACCUGUACGUAGGCUGUAAUAUACAACAUUCAAGUCUAUAGUUUCGAGUGAACUCGCUUAUCUAUAUUAAUCCAGCAGUUAAACCCGAGGAUGUAUGACCUAUAAACUAUCGUUCAUAGCCAUUUUGAAUCUUACAGAAAUGCCAACGUUGUGGUAUAUCGAUUUUAUGACAUGUUUGUUGCUAUACUGCAAUUUGUGAUUAACGAAUGCGGAAUAGAUAUGGAGUUCGACUUCAUAAGCCAUUUAAUAAUUCACGGUUGCUUUCUUAAAUACACGUUUCUUAACGCGUCAAUUAGCGACACUUAUUUGCGAUAGAAAUUCAAAAUAUAUGCUCUCUAUAAACGUAUUUUAAAACUGUGGAAAUUCCAGCAUAGGUGUAGGCUGUAGCUAUGCCUUCAAAACAACAUUCGAUCUUUGUGGGCGAUCCUUGUCAGCCUAGACAUUCAAAAUAUCUCAAACGUAUAGGAGUCCACGAAGAUUAAGGUCGCAUUCUACAAUAAGCUGCCGUGGUUUGUGUCUGAACUACCUGACUGAAUAGAUUACAAAGUUUUGAACGAGGUCAUUUUAAGGUAAGUCAGACACAAACUACCAUGGCGAUAGUUUAGACAUUGAAAAGCAGAAGCCAGCGAAUCAAAAGUAGAAACGGUUGUGUAUCAAAGUUUCUGUGAUCACAGUAGGAAUUUUGCAUGGCAUGAAUAAAUUCUAAGUCUGAAGGAUUUGUAAGAAAUGAUUGAGGGAACUUGAGUAUUUUAAAAACACUUAGUUCCUUCAAUUCCUCAGACAUUUCUUACAAAUCCUUCAAAACUUCGAAUUUACUGAUGCAAAAUUCCUAAUAUGAUCACAGAAACUUGAUAUAGUGUAAACCAGGGCAUUAGUCAGAGUAUUUCUGUAAGCUUUGAAGGUCAUUGGAUGUACCUCGUACGAACAAAGAUCAUGCACGUAUGUUGUGAGUCCUACAACAUUUUAUCUUGUGAUCGAAACAACCUAUUUCCUUGCAUGAUGUCCUGCUGCGCUGAAAGAAACGACCUGCUGUUGUAUAGUACAACCACGUUGAAGAAAAUGCCACCUUACUGCCUUGGCAUAUGUGUAUUGACCCGACAAAGCGAAUUACCUUCAGAAAAAAAUGCACUUUAAAGCCCCAUCAGGAUUUUGGGCGUCUAAAGUCGAUAUAAUUAAUUGUAGGUUUGUACAUGUACAUGAACUUACGGUUAAGGCUCGACAACUGGCCUCUGUAGCUCAGUUGGUUGGAGCCAACAAUCAUGCAUCUAAGAAUGUUUUAAUGACCAGCAUUAAUGGCCUUUGAACAGGGCGCGAUGAUUACCGAAUGAUCUACCAUUAAUCUUCACUUCCUAACUGACACGUAUUUUCUCUGCAAACUAUGCUAAAUAUCUUAGAAAAACAAUUCCGGUAGUAUAAGAUGGUUUACAAGACACGACCUUUCGUCACAUAAAUAUUGAUAUUUUCUAUAGCUCCGGGAGAUAAGUAUCUUAUUCACUAUAUAGGAAAUUAUUGCAGAACCUAUAGUCGGCCUUGACAACUCCCAGAGAAUUUCUGCGUUUCGAGCGAAAGGCCAUUGGCAUUGCGGCCAUUGUCCAUUGGCAUUGUCAGUAGAGUUUAAAGCUUUGAUGACGUGCAGCUGUAUAAGAGUAUACCGUUGCAUACACUUGACGCUUUCUUUCAUUGUUGAAAGUCUGCCUUUUAAACGAGGUCAAGGAUGCUUCAUACUUGUCAUUCAAGGAAUCGUUCGGGUUGCUCUAGCGAGUAAAUGAACCUGACUAUCACAUGAAAGAUUUGUCAAACUAUAGGCUGGUUUAUUCCAUCAAAGUUUCUGUGAUCUAAGUACGAAUUUAGCGUAGGGAAAUUCUAUGCUUUGAAGGAUGAUGGAACUAACUGUUAACUAAAAUCAGUCUGUUCCCUCAAAGAGUUCUUACAAAUCCUUCAAAACUUACCUAUGCAAAAUUCCUAAUAUGAUCACAGAAAUUUUUAAACCAUUAUCGCGGGCAUAAAUCUGAAUACAUUGUAGUGAAGGACAUAAGGUAACGCUAUUUUCUUGUUGCCCCGGAUGUGUUUCCAAGGAAGAUGGUUGUUAGGGAGUUGCAGUAUAACAUCCUGCACGGGUCCUGUGCCACUUUGCUCGUCACUAUAACUUUCCGACGAUGGGCCUUCGCUCGAAACGAACAAGUUCUCCUUGUAUGUCGUAUUGCAAUCUGAAGCUUUUAAUAUAACAUCCUGUCUAAUAAAAGUACAUUGCAUCAUUAACUUCCACACCGCAUCAAAAAAGUCGUGUACUUUUCGGCAUCUGGUUCUCCCAGAACCAAAGAAUAAACUAACUUUAUUUAUACUGGAUAGCUCUAUCAAUUCAAAACUGUUCUCCAUAGAAUGCCAGUAAAGAUCAUUUCCUAUUGAUCCAAUGUUACUACAUGAGGAAAUUUAAACUAUAAACUAGCUCUAUUUAUACUGGAUAGCUUUAUCAGUUCUAAACUGUUCUUUCUAGAGGUCCAGUAAGGAUCAUCUCCUAUUGAUCCAGUGUUACUACAGGAGGAAACCUAAACUAGACUAACUUUAUUUAUACUGGAUAGCUCUAUCAGUUCUAGACUGUUCUUCCUAGAGGUCCAGUAAGAAUCAUCUCUAAUUGAUCCAGUGUUACUACAGGAGGAAACCUAAACUAAACUAACUUUAUUUAUACUGGAUUGCUCUAUCACUUCAAAACUGUUCUCCAUAGAAGGCCAGUAUAAAGAUCAUCUCUUAUUGAUCCAAUGUUGCUACAUGAGGAAACCUAAACUGAACUAACUUUAUUUAUACUGGAAAGAUGUAUCACUUCAAAAGUAUUCUAUAGAGGCUCAAGUAAUAUAUGAUCAUAAAGGGUCAUCCAUAGUUCUUGGAGUGGGUUAGUUUUUGGACGGGGUAGAAGUAAGAUUAUACUCUCUGUAUACGCUUGUGAACAUGUUGAUAAAUAUGGACGACCUUUAUUGCGCAUGGUUUUAGUCUACAGAGAUACCCAGGAUCAUACUAAAUACCAAUAGAUAGCUACAUGCAUCAUUUUUCAAAGUGUAAAUUUAGGAUAUGAUGGUUAAGCCUGGUAUCAAAGUUUCUGUGAUCACAGUAGGAAUUUUGCAAAGGUAAAUUCUAAGUUUUGAAGGAUUUGUAAGAAACGUUUAAGGGAACUGAUUUAGUGUUUAACACUGAACCAGGCCUUAAAAUAUUUUUUACAAAUCCUUCAAAACUUAGAAUUUACCAACACAAAAUUCCUACAUUGUCACAGAAACUUUGAUAGUCUAAACCAGGGUUUAACUGCAGGCAUAGCUACAGGCUAUAUAGCUCUUAUCGCGGUGAGCUUUGUAAGAUUUCCACGCUCUCAUAACUUCGGUUGCUAAGUGCACAGUGGCACAGACGAUUGUCUGAAGUGUAGACAAAUAUUUAAACAGUCUGUGUAAACUGUGUGGAGUUCCUCAUCCAUGUUGAUUUGACUUGUUCAAAUAAUUAGAAACUCUCUUAGAGACCCCUGAAUGGAUAAGACGUCACCAGCACAACAUUUUGCCGAAAGACACUUUGGCGAACGGACAUUUUGCCGACGGGCGACGGACAUUUUGACGAACGGACAUUUUGACGAACGGACUUUUCGCCGAAAAGACAUUCUGUCGAACGGACAAUUUGCCGAAAAUAGAGAUAUUUUCUGAACUUUAACGGCUCACUUAUACUAUCAAUGUUUCUGCGAUUAAAGUCUUUGAUAAAAGUCAUUGUUACAAUUGCUCCCAAUCUGAAACAAACGUUUAUUUCGAGAAGUGAUAUGCAAACAGCAUAUACUCUGAGAAAUAAUAUUAUAAAUCUUGUCACUUCCAAUGCCUAAAAGAGAAUUUCUCAAAAAAAAGUUCAAAUACAGCGCAGAUGGAAUGUACGUACUUCGGGCCGAUGUUAGGACAGGCUCCAUGGAUUUAUGCUUUUAUAAAUGGUCUAAAAUUAUUCAUUUGUUGUUGUUGUGGUUAUAUGUUUGUAUAAUUGUCAAUGAUUGUUUUUCACAUAUGUAUGGCCCGGACUCCCCCCCCCCCCCCCCCCAUGGAAACCAGCUUUUGCUGAUGGGGAUAGCGUCGUUAAAUAAAGUUUUAACUAAAAAAAUAGAAAGUUUAGUUUAAGUAUAAGGUUAUUAGUUAACUCACACGUAUUUUUCCCAUUUAGAGAUGGCAGUGCGAAGAUCAGGCAUUCCUAUCAGUGUCGAACUUACCGAGACGGCAGUCCACCUCUGGGAGUUCCUCAAACUGAUCGACAACUACCCAUGGCUUUACGAAGGCUUGCACGUCCACAACGCCGUCCGCCGCUACGAGGUAUAUUGGCUACCUCUUGUAGCAAAAAUUGACCCACGCUACCCCCUAGCCGCACCCCUGGACAUUGAAUGGGUGUGGUAUGUCCAUAUGCUAUCACCGUACGCGUACAACCGGGAUUGCCUUCAUCGCUUCGGGCAAGUGUUGGACCACCGGAUCACCUCGGCCAAGGAUCGGAACAUCGGUCUCAACAACGCACGGGGUAUAUGGGAGAAAGCGUACCCGAAAGAGGAAUUCAGUCUCGAUCUUACAGCCCCUCCUGAAAUCACGGAUACUUUCACCUCGAAAUUCUCAUACGAUCUAUUCGCGGCCAUAUUCAGGCAAAGAUUUUUCAACUACCAAGUUGCGUUAAACCACUACCGGGAUUUGAAAUUCCUGGAGAAAGGGACGAAACGCUACAAGGAUUUCCUCCGCGCGAAACUCCAGGACCCGAAUUUGAUUCUGAACGGAUGCUUCGACGUUCAACUAAUCUGGCAUGCGCAUCUCGUGCACCCGACCUUGUACCGAGAUGAUACUCGGCAAGUCUUCGGGGAGAUGUUGGGCCACUACGACACCGAGGUCGGGGCGGGUAUUGUACCCUGGAAUGGUUCGCCGGUACGGGAAAAGAACACCCAUGCUCCGAAGUCUAUACCCGGGGCUAUGUACCGUGGGGAGAAUAUCAUUUGCACUCGAGAACAGAUAUUGCUAACUCAAAACCUAGAGCAACUCACUUUGCGUGUUAAGUUGCUCAAAGAGGAAUUUCUGAGCACGGUGUUAAUUGCAACAUCUUUAAUGUCACGUGACCUUGCGCUGUCGCCGUGUUGGUUGAAUCUUACUUCGCUCUCGUUGGCCUGUUCGAGUCUCGUGAUGAAUAUUUCCCAAGGCAAGAAUAUGAAAAAGUAUGACGUCAAGGUUGUUCAUUCCCUUGCCCCAAUCCUCUCGGCGAUCGAAAUCGUACACCCGAAAGGCUACCUGGUCGCGACCGCCCAUACAAUAGCGGGCAAGCAGAUUCCAACGAAGAGCCAACUGGGCGAUCUCAGGGGUAGCACGUGCGCUUACACGCCUGAGGCACGUGAACGAGCCAUGCUCAUCCGCAGUCAGAAAGAUUGGGGCGUUGUUGUCGGUCGUUGGGUUGGAAACAGCGAAUCUGGUGAAUUGGUGAUUAAUUUUUAUAACUUGCAGACCAACAAGUGGCAGACUGUGAACCGAUCAAAUACCGCCCAAGCAGAAUUCGGCGUCUUUGAAAUUAACAUCUUUGACGAUGCGCGGUCAGUGUUUGUCAACCUUGGUACCGGGGAAGUGACCGUACCUUAUACGGAUAUCGCCACCUUCCUACCGGAGAUCAUAGCCCUAGCCUAUGCCAUUGGCGUCCUUUAUGCCUUAUGCCGCGAGCGAACACGCGAGUUUUACCCGGUCGAUCCGUUUCGUUCUGCUGACAUGAAGUCUAUUCAACCAUGUCCGCUGAGCAAGGAAAUCAGAGCAUCGCGGGCGACGAAACGGGACGGGAUAUUCUCCACCAGUUCCAGUGGCAAGAAAUCGAUGUGGCUCAACCGAGAUCCGUUUGUGUCGAGUAUUUUAUUGGCUACCGGACGCAACUGUUCGUGGGCGCCUUCCAACAGCUUUCUGAAAUUUUUCCAAGACAACGUUCGAGAUGUUUUCGAGAAUUGUAUUUCAAGCUCACAAGAUGACCGGUCUUUCUUGGACGCGAAGCUUGAGAUCGAGUACCUUCUGGAGUACCUAGGGGUAACGGGGGGUAGAAAGAGUAGUCAGGGACACAGGAGAUCACAGAAGGAUAAAGAGGAGCAUAAAGAGGCGGAUAAGAAGGGACACAAGGAGGGGGGUAAGGAGGGACACAAGAAGGGACAUAAAAAGAGACACCAUAAAGAUGGUGUUGCAAAUGGCGGAAGUGGACUUAUGGCGGCUCGUGACCGUUUUUCCAACAUUCAAAUCAAUGAUGUCGAAGAUGGACGCAGUGAUAGGCAAGAAGGUAGCGAUAGGGAAGAACAUAUUAAUGAUAACGAAAGUGUUUUUGUAUGACAGACAAUUUCUGUGAGAAAUAAAUAGAAUAAUGCUUAUUUUUCUGCAGUCUUGGCAGAGGUGGAAAAAGUAUCGGAACUUUCUAAAAAAAAAUUUGUAGGAUGAACAUUUUUGCAGAAAUUUUCAGACUUUUUAAGUUCAAUAACUAAUUCUGAAAAUUAACUGAUUGAAUAUCUAAAAUACUAAAUACCUGAUUAUUGAAAUGAUUGAAUAUCAAAUUAAUCUACUGACUCGAUACCUAAACUACAGUGGAACAGCAGUUUCAUCAAAACUAUUCAUAUAUAGCCUGCGGUAGGAAAUUUGUUUUUAAUCAUGUAAGACUGUCAUUACUAUGAUUACUUCAGGAUUUAUCUUGCAUGCCUUAUCAGGCUUAAACACACAUUGAUUCACACGACAACACCGCAAGACAAUCACAAACGACAAUUUUGUUAUUUUCCCCUAUUUAUUGCAAUCUCUUGUGGAAAAUUUUGAGCUCAGUUUAAACCCAGGUUCCCAGGGUUUUUCCACCUCUAGCUUGGACGGCACUGGUUGAGACCAGCUUUCUCUACUGGUGGAUUUCACCGACCACUAUCGUACACCGACGAAUGAAAUUCGCGGCUUUGACAGUCUUAACGUUACAAUUUGUUACAGUAUUCCACUUUGCGUGACAUGGUAAUUUGCCAAAAGUCGUUUAGAGAUUGUGCGCAAACCUUCGCAGUAUUUCACGUCUCAACAGUUUUGUUCAAUAUUGUAGAUAUAGGUUUGCAUGGCGAUAGAACAUAUAAUACUUUUUGUUUGUGGAAACACCACGUAAAUGUAUUAUUACUGCAAAGCUUUCGAUCGGUAAGCCCGGAUCUUCAUCAGUGCUAAAAAAGUGCUAAUACAAUACGAUCGGUUGUCGAAAGCUUUGCAGUAAUAAAUUUACGUGGUGUUUCCAUAAACAAAAAGUAUUAUAUUGUAGAUAUAAUUGGAAGUGCAUAGAAACGUAGAAUUAAAAGAUAGUUUUGGCCUUUCAAGCUUCCGUUAUUGUCUUUGUUGGUCAAAUACGAAAUCAUGGCGCGCACACGUAAGUCACCCGGCCUCUGAGCGACGUUGUUUAAUGCAAGGCUAAUAUCGACACAACAUUGGGAAGCGAUCAUUGUUUAUGGCGGGGAGCACCGAAGACCGAAGAGAAAUGCUUUUCUUGGUAAAAAAAUUGCUGAUGCAACCAUUAAAAAGUCAAAAUUUUACCCAACCUCAAAUAUCAAUUAAAAAAUACCCACCCCUGGCCAAAAACUUUACAAAAGGAUACCAUUCAGUUGUACUUUACCACUUCUGUGACACGAGUUUAACAACUGCUUGUGCAAUUUUCUGCGGUCUAAAGUUUCAUGUUGUCUGCACAAGUACUUUCUUUGGAGACACCAUUUGCCUCCUGACAAAUCGAAAAUGAUCAAGAUAGUGACUCUGAU